This is a messenger RNA of Heterobasidion irregulare TC 32-1, 1059 nucleotides long. RefSeq lists its product as uncharacterized. The transcript has 3 exons. NCBI's taxonomy places the organism in Eukaryota, Fungi, Basidiomycota, Agaricomycetes, Russulales, Bondarzewiaceae. The record is from RefSeq and is a predicted model, not a curated record. Bases 1 to 1059 code for a protein of 352 amino acids.
AUGUCUGCUGCCAGUGAACGGAUCUUCCGCAUAGCGAUAGGCAACAUUACACCAGGCAUGGACUCGAGGGAUAGAGAACAGAUCAGCCACUUGCAUGGGUAUUCUGGGCCACGAAAUCGCAGAGACGCUUCGUCUUCCACAACGACUCUAUGGAAGCAUGAAGCGACACCAAUACAAACACCUGCGCAGCAGCAAGCACGCCGUCAUACGAAUCCUUUGACCGGGCGAAUUAGCAACAACCUCUACAGCCCAAUAGGCAAUCCAACUGUUAGGAGGACAAUCCUCAACCAAUCCCACGACGAAACUUUCGAUCGAAAGCCGAAGCGUCAGAAGGUGGAUCCGUCUCCUGCUGUACCUGGUCUCCCAAAACACAACGGGAACAGUUCUCUAUAUGGUGCGGAUCAAAAAUCAUUUCCUGGUGGUAGCAGCAUCGGUGGAGCACUCGGAAGUCGAACCCAAGUGAAACCAAGAUCUUCAAUUCACAACGGAACCUUCAACAGGUCUGGGAUGGAUCGGGAGCAGAGUUCACCCUUCUUUUCAUCGACUACCGACAGGAAAGAUGUACAGCCUACUUUUGAAACCGUGUCUGAUGGGGACGACAAAGCAGAAGUCGCUCCUCAAACGCGACAAUCUUCUGACUCGGCCGAUCCUCUCGACUGCCUACCGCCAACAAGCCGCAAACGCCAGCGCGACGCAUCUAUACAACCGUCUAUCCAUCCGUCCAAUCAUUUUUCUACGAGGGACUCGAGCAAACGUCGGCCUGUGGCGCGUCUUGGAUUACUAGUCGGCGACGGAGAUAGCACCAAGCGGGUGCGAGAUGAAAUGGGUAAAGGAAAGGGACCGGAAGUCGUGAAUUUGGAUAGCAGUGAAGAAAGCGAUAUAAGCUCAUUUACCAGUCCACCCUCUCGGCAGAAACCUGUAGGAAGCAUAGUGGCUUCCAAGGUCAAGCUAUACGAGAGCAUGGACAAGGCCGAAACACGCGCUGUUGACCUGCGUCAAAGGCAGAAGCAGCAGGGUAUCAAGAACCGAAUGAAAGGAAAGGUAUUCUCUGUCUACUGA